GGAGCCGCGUUUUUCUUUUUUGUUUGCCACACGCCAGAUACCCGAGAGCAUGGCCGCCUGAGAUCUCUCACUGAAGCGUGACUAUAUCAGCAUGGCAUCAGAAACACACACGCCCCGCUCCGGCGCCCAAACACCUUACCGCAGGUCUGCACACGCAGAAGCGAAGAUGUGUCACGGAUUGGAUGCCGCUGUGUCUUAUUUGCUUGGCUGCAGAAUGAUGUCUGGCGGCGGUUCAGGCCAGCGUCGGAUGUUCCUUGCCGAGCACACAGACGAAGCCCAGUAUGCACAGAUGUUCAAGCGCGGCGGCAAGACGUCGUUUGUGACGCACAAUGGCAAGUACAACAUCCUGCUCAAGUGGGCGUUCAUGUCGCGGCUGUCGGUACUCUACUGGCGGGACCGGUUCCACAACCUGCUGGUGGUCAAGUGGUGGAUGCUCGUCUGCAUCCUCUUCUCCCUCUACGUCAUCUGGGGCACCAUACUCGCUCUCCUCACGUUCCUCGUCACGGCCGGGCAAGUCGAGGAGUGCCUGGGCGACGUGGAGGGCUAUCUCAACUACUACUGGUUCGCCAUCGAGACCAUGUUUGCCGUCGGCUACGGGUCGCCCAGGAUGCCCACGUGCCACGCCGCCAACUGGAUGGUCACCUUCAUGGCCGGCAGCGGGGCCGUCCUCAACUCGAUUGUCGUCGGCAUCGUCUUCAACAAGUUCAGCGACGCCACCAAGCGGCGACACUCAGUGGCCUUCUCGCACGUCCUGGUGGGGGGCGACAUCGACGCGAGUGAUGCAGCCAUGGCUAUGCAGACAGGCCUGCCGGCAGCAGGUGUGUCAGGCCUCGGUGGCGUCGGCCAGGCCACCCUCAUCCCGCCUAGCACCGCCCCUCGCGCCAGCUCGAUGCUGCCGAGUCUGUCAGAGAUGGAUGAGGAGGACGGCAGCCCCCCUCCCUCGCGCAAGAGCACACUCGAGGACAGGAAGGCCGAGUCCCCCCUCUCCCCCCGCCGCACGCUGCGGCCCAGCCAGUCGUUCCAGGUCGGCCGCAAGAAGACCCUCGGCGGCACGAUCUACCCCUCAACUGGAGGGGCCACGGGGCUGGGCCGGCUGUCGGUGGCCGCGGCGGCGGGGGCGUCGCAGCCAGGCAUCGCUCGCAUGUCUUCGGGGCUCGGGGCGUUUGGGCAGAUGCAGGGCGCCGAAAGCCCGCCCACCCAGCAGAUGCGGCCGCUUGAGGUGGAAGAGAAGCAGCACUUCUCGCUGACGUUCCGCAUGAUGAACUUGGCGUCGUCGCCCUUCAUCGACCCCUCGCUCACCAUAUACCUCCUCGAACACGACCCUGAAGACCUGGUGAGCCAGCCCACCAUCCCACCAUCUCUCCAUACAAAAGAGGAACACGCACCGACAUCAAUGCAUGCGUGUCUGUGUGUCAUGGCAUUCGUUGCUCAGAUGAUUCACCGUUUCAACCGUUUUUUCACCAACAUCCCCCUGGAGUUCCUGUCGCUGCCCGUGUCGGUGACGGUGGACUCGUGCGACCCCGACUCGCCCCUGUACGGCCUCACCCCCGACGAGCUGCAGCAGCACGGGUCGGCCUUCGAGCUGGUGGUGCUGCUCAACCUCACCGACAACCUCACCAGCCGCACCGUGGAGAUCCGCAAGAGCUGGAAGCUCGACAACAUCCACUGGAAUAGGAACUUCAAGAACAUCAUCCGCCGCACCGGACUGGUCGACCACGGCGCAUACGAGAUCGAUGUCGACGACUUCCACAUCACCGAGGAGGAAGACUCGUGGCUGUAGGGUGUGGGGUGGAGAGAGGGGGCAUGGAAGGGAGGAGAGGAGACAGGUGCAGGUAGCUGGCUGGCUUCGGUUUUGCGCCCUCGGUCUUCCUUCUUUCGGUAUCUGUAGAGUGAGUGUUUUCUGCCCGUUUGUGUACAUGUACGCGUCUGUCUGCACGUAUUUCUUUACACGACUCCACGGCACUUUUUAUCCCACUGCGUGUGUGUGCGUCUCUUAUAUACAUGCAUGUACCAUCCAUUCCACUACGUAUCCAUGUGUACAUGGGGGCCGCCCCAGACAGACCGACAGACAGGCAGGCCCCUCACUCGUUCAUGUGUAGCGCUUAAAUGAAUAUCUGUCCGUGUGUGUGUACUUGUAGGAGAGAGGAGAGAGAGCCGUCCGUCCAUGUGUGUAUGUGCUUUCUUCACGGUGCCUGCCUGCCUGCCUGCCUGCAAUUAGCCAAGAGGCCUCUGUCUCACAUCUGGGGAUGACUCGGCAGACGUGAAUCGUGUGUUGUCCUAUCUUUGGUCUUAUCUCCGUUCGCUUGCUUGGAGGAAAGGGCACCUGCAGUGUCAGCGCGGAGGCACCAGAGGCUGCCCUUGCAUCCACACUGGUGAACGGCGAGAGAGCAAGACAAUGCGACGACCAUGCCCACCAUCUCUCCAUUUGUAUACAUGCGUUAUUGAUCUUGAUCGCGUGGCCGAGAGGCUCGUGCCGCCGUCUACAUAUCCCCCUUGUGGACGUCGGUGCUUUUUGUGUGGCUCUCUGUUUGUGGGCCAUGCGAGAGAGACCUGUCUAUACAAACACUCAUGCUAUUGCUAAUUUGUGUGUCUG
This is a messenger RNA of Vitrella brassicaformis, 2593 nucleotides long. NCBI's taxonomy places the organism in Eukaryota, Vitrellaceae. The record is from the annotation of a GenBank genome assembly.